Penicilliopsis zonata CBS 506.65 is the source of this 840-nucleotide messenger RNA. RefSeq lists its product as hypothetical. The record is from RefSeq and is a predicted model, not a curated record. The transcript has 2 exons. Gene Ontology annotation, cellular component: ubiquitin ligase complex. Lineage: Eukaryota; Fungi; Ascomycota; Eurotiomycetes; Eurotiales; Aspergillaceae. Bases 275 to 607 code for a protein of 110 amino acids.
GGGGGCGUCUAAGCUUCCAACAGUGAGGCAGUUGCUGCACCUCAUGAUUUAAUGCUUCCAUCUGCAUCUCACUCUGGGCUCUGGUCACCUUUAUUUUACUGUGUCUGUGGAUUGCGAGACUUGAGACUCAGACUGAGUCUACCACCGCUUAAUUUUUCGGUCUUUCUAGUACUUGUCUACCCAGGUAGAACAGCCGGCUAGCAGGACCCUCAGGCGUCAUCUAUCAGUUCUACCGUGGACUUUUCACCAUUAAUAUCCUCUACGAAACUGCGAUAUGGGUCUCGCAUACAACAUAUAUCUUACCUCCAACAAGAUCUUCGGGUGCAAGCAGUGCAAAACCCACCUGGCAGACUACAACGACAUUAUCAGUCGGAACUUCCGCGGCCAACACGGAAAAGCAUACCUGUUCAACACCGUCGUCAACGUCACCCACUCUGAGGCCGUCGAGCGGAGUAUGACGACCGGCCGCCACGUGGUCCGUGACAUCUCCUGCCGGCAGUGCAAGGAGAUCGUCGGGUGGAAGUACGACGAGGCAUACGAGGCGAGCGAGAAGUAUAAAGAGGGCAAGUUCAUUCUUGAGGAGGAGAUGCUUUGCGUCGUCUGCUGAAACAGCCCGGGGAGUGACCCUCCCUGCGUUACAACUUCCCGGGGUUGAGAUUUUGUCUUUGAUCCGAGCUAGGGCUAGUAAUUUACUAGCUGGCUAUUAUGAGCGUUCGCAUAAUAUGAUAGGUCUUGGGGCAUAGGCGUUGGUCGGUAUUUACAUUGUCAUUUACGAUUGUCGGAGUCCCUCCAUUCAGUUGCUUUUUAUACCUAGGUACUCAGUGAGAUACCUAAAUACUA